AUGGCCCACGAGCGCGCAGAGAGCAACUACUUCAUCCUCUCGGGCAACUCGCAGCGGUCGCUGGGUGGCGGCGGCCAGUACCUGCGCCAAGAGAGCUCCUUCCGCGACCGGCUAGAGCUCCUCGAUGUGCUCGGCGACAACCCGAACGACCCGCUCGGUAGCCAGCGCGGUGUCAACGAGAGCGGGUCCGAGCCCUUUGGCGUCUUUGACGAUGAGUUCUCGAUUGACUUUUGCUGCGAUAUCCUCAAGGCCAAGUUUGGCUUCCAAGACGGCUCGGUCGACAACCAGCGCGAGCAUGCGCUGCUGCUGCUCGCCAACUGCAAGGCGCAGCACCGGUCGCACGACAGCGCCAACCACAUUGCGAUUCUGCACAAGAAGCUUGUCGGCAACUACGUCGAGUGGUGCGCGUUUCUGCAGAUCGACCCGAUCUGGUACGCCGGCCCGGUCAACGACCGCUUCAAGAACCGCAUGCACAUGGAGCUCAUGCUGUACCUCUGCAUCUGGGGCGAGGCGGGCAAUCUGCGGCACAUGCCCGAGUGCAUUUGCUACCUCUACCACCAGAUGAUGACGAUGCUCAACGGCGACCUCAACUUUUCGUUUUUGCAGCCGCCAUUGUGGUACCUCGAGUCGGUCGUGCGCCCGAUCUGGACGCAGUGCGCAGGCAUGCAGAAGAAGGACGCGCUCGGCAAGCACCUCGAGCACACCAAGGUGCGCAACUACGACGACCUCAACGAGUUUUUCUGGAAGCCGUCGUGUCUCGCCGUGCCGAUCGACCAGGCCGGCCACGCGCUCUCGACCCACGGCAAGACGUACUAUGAGCACCGGUCGAUCUUUACGCUCGUCCUCAACUACUACCGCAUCUUCCACUUCAACUUUAUGUUCCUCUUUGCGCUCGCCGUGCUCCAGUACUGCGUCACGAUCUCGCCCAAGGGCGCGGCCUCUGGCUUUUCGCAGUUUAGCGCACUCGGGCAAGUGGUGUCGCCGUACUCGACGCGCGAUCUCAAGCUGGCCCUCGUCUUCCUCGUGCUCGCACACGCUCUCUUGUCGGCGCUCAAGUGCCUCCUCGAGGCCGGCCACGGCUGGCAUUUGCUCUUUGCGGCCACGCCGAGCUCGUCCAAGUCGGUCACGUACGGCGUCGCGCUCUCGCUCCGCUUGCUCUGGAACGGCGCGUUUGCUGGCGUCUUUGUACGCAUGAUGGUCGAAGGCGAGGCAAGCCCGACGCAGCUGCUCGAUUGGUUGCUCCCGCUUGCGCUUGGUUUCCUCGGGCCAUCCCUGCUGCUCAUGGUGGCGACGAUGCUCCUGCCAACGCCGGUGCUGACGCAGUCGUUCUGGGCCAAGUUUAUCCGCGAGGGCGACUCGUGCUACACGGGCCGUAACAUGACGCCGCCGUGGUCGUACCGGUCCGUGUACAUUGCGUACUGGCUCGUGCUCUGGACGUUGAAGGCCGCGGUGUCGUACUGGAUCCUCAUCACGCCGCUCAUGCUGCCGUCGCUCGCGAUCUACGACAUGAAGCUGACGUACACGACGUCGGUGGUCUCGAUGCGCAACUUUGGCGUCAUCGCCGCGCUCUGGGCGCCGGUGUUUUUCGUGUUUUGCUACGACACGCAGAUCUACUUUACGAUCUUCCAAGCCUUGUACGGCGCGUACAAGGGCGUGCGCAUGCACACGGGCGAGUACCACGGCUUUGCCGAGAUCUCGAAGGCCUUCCGCUUGUUGCCGCAGCUGUUUGAUGCCAAAGUCGUCACCAAAGAGGCGGUCGUGCUCGACAAUGCGCCGACCGCCGACGGCCACCGCAAGUCGAUGCUCAUGGCGCGCUUCGUCGUGGAGGCCGCGAUCUUCCAGUAUGACGUGGCACCGCUCUCGGGCGAGAUUUACGAGCCGGUCUUUCUCUCGGCCGGGAAGCUUGAGGAAGCGAUCGACACGGUGCUCAAGCUCCACGCCAAGAAGAACGCCAAGGCGACCGACGCCGACGGCGAGCUCCAGGUCGAGCUCCUUCUGCACGACUGCCUUCCGUCGAUCAAGUCGGCCUUUAGCGCGAUCUACUUUGUGCUCGACAUUCUCCUCGACGAGUCGGACGUGCGCAUCUUUGAAGGCCUCGCCGAGAUGGAGCGCAUUGCGGCCGACGGGCGCUUCAUGGCUACCUUCCACGUGCAGCACCUCUUGCACGUCCGCUCGGCGCUGAUUGCGUUUCUCGAGGCCGUCCUCGACUUGCCGCCGCCGUCCGAGCCGAAUGCGGCGUCGCACACGUCGAAGGGCCACCCGAUGCCGCUCAUUCAAGAGUUUGCGCACCGCUUUGAGACGCUGCUGCAAGCGUGCGAGAUGCUCUGCCGCGGCGUGCCCGACCUCGCGGCCAAGUUUACGCACAGCAACUUUACCGCGGCGCGCAACGGUCACGUGCUCGCGGCCGAAGGCAUGGUCCGGCUGUGCAACGACGACGUUGCGCUCUCGAACGCGACGCGCGCACUGCUGCUACUGACGCUGGACCCGGCGAACGCGAUGCCGCGCUGCUCGGAAGCCAAGCGCCGGCUCGGGUUCUUCAUGAAGUCGCUUUUGAUGGACAUUCCGCAGCUCGCGUCGGUGCGCGAGAUGAAGUCGUUUUCGGUCAUGACGCCGUUUUACGCCGAGGGCGUGCUCUACUCGAUCAAGGAGCUCCAAGACCCGUUGGAGAACCACGCGAUCUUUGCCGCCGCCGAAGAAGCGGGCAAGAACCUCACGAUCCUCAAGUACCUCAUCACGAUCCACACGGCCGAGUGGGAGAACUUUAUCGAGCGCAUCAACGUGACGUCGGAAGACGAGGCGAUCGAGAAGCACCCGCUCGAGCUCCGUCUCUGGGCGUCGUACCGCGGCCAGACGCUCGCGCGGACCGUGCAGGGCAUGAUGCUCUACGAAGACGCGAUCAAGAUGCUCUACUGGCUCGAGAUUGGGUCGUCGCCGCACAAGACGGGCGAGAUGAAGCAGCGCAUGCUCGAAGACAUGGUCAUCCUCAAGUUUUCGUACGUGUGCGCGUGCCAAGUCUAUGGCAAGCACAAGGCCGAGAAGAAGGCGCAGGCCGCCGACAUUGAUUUCCUCCUCCAGACGUACCCGAACCUGCGUGUGGCCUAUGUCGACACGGUCAAGAAGGAGUCGACGACGUCGUUUUACUCGGUGUUGAUCAAGGCCGAGCACGAUCGCAUCGUCGAGGUGUACCGCUACGAGCUCCCCGGCGACCCGAUCCUCGGCGAAGGCAAACCCGAGAACCAGAACAACGCGCUGCCGUUCACACGCGGCGAGUUUCUCCAGACGAUCGACAUGAACCAACAGCACUACUUUGAAGAGUGCCUCAAGAUGCCCAACUUGCUCGUGACGGCCGACUUGCAUCCGUCGGGCAAGCCGGUCAGCAUCAUUGGCAUGCGCGAACACAUCUUUACGGGCAAUGCGUCGUCGCUCUCCAAGUUCAAGUCGUGGCAGGAGCUCGUGUUUGUGACGCUGAGCCAGCGCGUGCUCGCCGACCCGCUCUACGUUCGCAUGCACUAUGGCCACCCCGAUAUCUUCGACAAGGUCAUGUGCCUCACGCGCGGCGGUGUCUCCAAGUCGUCGAAGGGCAUCAACUUGUCGGAAGACGUCUUUGCCGGCUUCAACGCGACCUUGCGCGGCGGUGUCGUGACCCACGUCGAGUUUAUGCAGUGCGGCAAGGGCCGUGACGUGGCGCUCUCGCAGAUCUCGAUGUUUGAAGGCAAGCUCGCCAACGGCGCCGGCGAGACGUGUCUGGCGCGCGAGGCCCACCGCAUGGGCGCGUUCCUCGACUUCUGUCGGCUCAACUCGAUGUACUACUCGCACACGGGCUUUUAUUUUGCGACGUGGCUCACGAUCGUGACGGCGUUUGUCUUUAUCUACUGCAAGGUGUACCUCGCGCUCACGGGCGUCCAAGCCCAGAUCGUGCUGAGCAUGAACUCGACGGCCAUCAUCAUGCGCAACUCGGACAAGGGCUUUGACACGCGCGCGUUCAACAAUUUGGACAACAUCAUCAACACGCAGUACUACAUCCAAGCCGGCCUCUUCCUCACGCUGCCGCUCAUGGCCGUGUACUUUACCGAGGCCGGUUUGCGCCGCGGCUUUCUGCGCUUCUUCAACAUGAUGGUGACGGCGGGCUGGGCCUUCUUCACCUUCCAAGUCGGCACGACGAUGCACUACUUUGACACGAACAUUGUGCACGGCGGCGCCAAGUACCAAGCGACCGGGCGCGGCUUCAAGAUCACGCGCGAGACGUUUGUGCUGCUCUACAAGGCGUACUCGGCGUCGCACUACCGCAAGGCCAUGGAGCUCAUUGGCCUCUCGAUCAUCUACGGCGUCUAUGGCGUCUUUGACAUUUGCCUCAAGACGCCGCAGAGCGCGACCAACACGUUUUCGCAGCAGUUUUGCACGACCGCCCAAGGCUACGGCACGCAGACGUUUGCGAUCUGGUUCAUUGCCGUCCUCUGGCUCGUCUCGCCGUUCCUAUUCAACACGGACGGGUUCGACUAUGAGAAGACCAAAGCCGACAUUGCCGCGUGGGCCCACUGGAUGUUUAUGACCGAGGACGAGGUCGACGCCAAGGACAAGGUCAACAACGGCGGCUGGAUCGGCUGGUGGAAGGACGACGAGAAGCAGUACAUUGGCACGAAGCCCAUCUCGCGCGCCACGGUCGUCCUCCGCGAAACGCGUCACUUUGUGCUGCUCUGGUACGUGGUCACGCUCCGGUUUGCACCCGUAUACCUCGCGGGCGUCCUCGGCGCCGUCAUCGUCACGCUCGGACUCUUCCAGCUCGGCCACACGAGCGGCGGUCUCCGUGCGCGCGGCCAGAUCCGCGCCAUCGCAUACGCGCUUCUCGUGACAAUUGCCGUCGUCGUGUACCUCGUGGGGACGCUCGUGUACCCGUGGCGCCUCGGGUGGCCGAGCGCGCUGAGCCUCCUCUUUGGGUACCUUGCGGCGCUCUACGGUGUGAACGAGAUGGCGCGCGUGUUUGCUUUCCCGACCAUGUCGAUCGUCAACGUCGGCGUGUUUGUGCAGCUGGCGUUCUUUUGGGACUUUGUCUUUGGCGCAAUCAUGCUCGUGCCACUGGUUGUGCUCUCGGUGAUUCCGUUUAUGAACAUCAUCCAGACCCGCAUGAUGUACAACGAAGGCUUUUCCCAAGUGCUCUCGGACUCGUCGCAGUACGCGUUCUCGAUUGCCGGCGUCGUCGGCUUUGUCGGCGCGGGUGCGUGCGGCUGGCUCUACUACGUGCUCACGACCUUGGCGUCGUCGGCCGGCUUUUUGAGUUAUACCUCGGCGUUCCGCAUCGUUUUGGAGAAUGGCAACAACGUGACAGCCUACUUUGUCAUUGGUGGCGCGGCCGUCGGUGCGGGCGCGGCCGGUCUCCUCGGCUGGUCCCUCGGCCGUCGGCUCACGGUCGUCGCCGGUGGCUUUGUGUCGUUUGUCGCCAUGGCCAUGCUCACGGCGGUUGCGUCGUUUAGCGGCAGCGCCACGCACCUCCUCCUCGGCGGUCUUGCGCUCUUUGGCGUCGCGAUUGGCCUCAUGCUCCCGACGAUUGCGUGCUACUGCUAUGAAAUCUCGACCAAGGAGAUGCGGGCGCGCAUCAUGCUCUUGCUCUCGGUCGGCUUUGUGCUCGGCAACCUCGCCGCGAGCUACUUUAGCUACGGCACGUCGAUUGGGUGGCUCUGGCAGGCGUUCUGGUGCUUCCUCGUGUUUGCGUGCCUCACGCCGGCCAUCAACUUGCUGCCGGAAAGCCCUGAGUGGGUCCUGGCCCGCCACGGCGAAGAGGCGUGCAAGGCGUGCCUCGUGCUCCUCCGUCGGCGCCAAGACGUGGCCGCCGAACUCGACGAGCUCCAGGCCAAGCACGUGCACAAGUACAGCGGCGCCAACGGCGUCUACAAGGCGUUCAUGGGCACCAUCUUUGUUUGCAUCUCGGCGCUCUCGACCUUGCCGCUCUACGUGUACACGGCCCGCGUCUUUACGGGCCUCGGCCGGCCGCUCAUGCUAGCCAACUGCCUCGGCACGGAGCUCCUCUUUGCGAGCCUGUCGUUCUUUUACAUUGAGAAGCUCACGCACAAGCUGCUGCUGCUUGUGACGUUGACGCUGGUCGGCGUUGGCGCGGCGCUGCUCGGUGCCCACGAUCUCUUUCAGAUCUUUGGCGUCCGCGACCAGACCGCGCUCCAGGCGCUGCUGAUCACGCUCUUUGCCGUCAAGGGCGCGGGCCUCCCGGCGACGCUGUGGGCCGCGGUCGUUGGCCUUUUCCGGGUGCAUGGCCGGUUCAUUGCGGCGCCAAUCUUUUUUGCGCUCUUUUUUGGGCUCCAAGCGGCGGCCACGUACCUCCGAAUUGACACGGCGACGACGCGCUCGAGCAGCUCGAAGGAAGCGUUUUGGAUGUUUGCGCUCGCGGGCUUGUGCGGCCUGGGUGUCCUCGGGACGGCCGGCCUCGCCCGUCGCGCGAAUGGCCUCGUCUGCACGGCGGCCGAGAUGGAGUACGAGCGCAAGAUGAUGGCGAUGGCGGCCGAGACGCCGCUGCGGUCGCACAACUCGAGUCGGAACCGCGGCUUUUCGCGCCAAACGAGUAAGCGCAUCACGGGCAAUCGAACGCUGUCACCGCGCAAGGCCAGUAGCACGCCGUACCUCCAGACGCAGAGCUUUGACGAACAUAGCUCCUCGCCCCAGAAGAACGUGGUGUGA
Molecule: messenger RNA, 6681 nt
Organism: Saprolegnia parasitica CBS 223.65
Lineage: Eukaryota; Oomycota; Saprolegniomycetes; Saprolegniales; Saprolegniaceae
Exons: 2
Coding region: 1-6681 (2226 amino acids)
Biological process (GO): transmembrane transport; (1->3)-beta-D-glucan biosynthetic process
Cellular component (GO): 1,3-beta-D-glucan synthase complex; plasma membrane
Molecular function (GO): transmembrane transporter activity; 1,3-beta-D-glucan synthase activity
Source: RefSeq, a predicted model, not a curated record